CACUUGUGCCAUUUGAUAAUGUAGAACUUAUUAUAAAUAUAAGGUUUCUAAUUCUUUGACAUAAAUAUUUGUUUUGCAAUGCAUUUGGAAUACAAGUGACGGGGUGGGCGAUACUAUUAUCGAUACUGUCGAUAUCAAAAGUUAGGUGAAACGGCUUGCUGCAUCCUGGAAUCGAUACUUAUCGAUUUUGCUCACUCACCCGUUUUCACACCGGUUGCUAUCGUAUCUGUUUUCCAGCAUAAACCUUUAGCAGCGCUGCUAUCGGGCUGCAAAAUUCGAGAGCGCAGUACUUGCCGGAGGCCCAGCUACUAUUUCUCUAGCGCGUUUAUCAGCGACCGGCACGGUAUGAAGUGAUGAGAGAGCGCUGCCAAACAGGGUAUGAAAGUACACCGUUAAAGAUGCCCUUAUAAUAUAUAAUUAUUAAUCAAUUAAAGGGCGUAAUGUUUGUUUCUUUUAAAACAAAAAAACACCCCAUUCGUCGCAGAAACGGUCGCUAUACAAAUUUCAUGGCGACAAUUUUUGCGACGAACUCGGUGAGUUUUGUUUUUAAAGAAACGAACAAUAACUGUAAAGGAUAACAAAUUGAGCAAGAGAUUUUCCAGUUAUAACUCUAACCCGUUUAUUGUAAGAUUUUUCUGAUUAGAUCAUCAAUAUUGACACUAUUUUCGACAAAACUAGAGCUGGAAAAGAAUUGAUGGAAGUUUUAAAAAACGCAAUUAGCCCGGAUGAAUCUUGUUUAAGAACAGUUAAGAAAAUUUUAUGCGAUUAUCUUCGGUUAAAUUAUGGAUUACACCCCUCUGCAUUUUAUAAAAAUCUUCUUGCUCAAUCAUUAGUUAUAUCGUAUCCAACUUUGGCGUCUUCUUCUUCCGAUGUGCCCCAGGCUUUGUGGUUCCACGCAAACGCUCGUGGAAGACACAAGCAUUCCGGCCGAUUACAUUACCAUAUGGAAUAUCUUGCGCGAAAAUCAGGCGAAAGGAAGGUUCGGCGAGUUAUAUUAGAGACUUAGUUCGAUACGAUCACUGAUCCUCUUGCGUCCACCCAAACUAUAAUUGAAAAUAUAGAGGAAAUGAGACUAGAACUGAAAUUUUUAUGUCCCAGUCCGAAGACAAAAGAGAGAGCGGUUGAGCUUUGGCAGAUUACAUUUGAUGAGAGAAGCGUAAUGCGACAACAAUCGAAAAUAGAUGUUUACAUGAAUGAGUAUCCGGUUUUUUCUGCAUUCAAUGGAUUAAUGAUUGAGUUGGCUUUUACCAUGCUAAUGCCAAGUGCAAAAAAAUUUGCAGAAGAGUUUGAAAGUAUUAAACCGAAGAUACUUCAGAUUUAUCACGAUGCCUAUCUCAACAUUUCGAACGAUGUGCUGAGAACUUUUGCUCUUAUACGCAAACAAAACCCAACCCGAGGAGUGAAGCGCACAAAAGACGCUAUACAAGGAAGAGAAAAUCCUUUGAAAGGAAUCAUUGAACCGUUACAGCCUGAUGAUCCGUUCCCUGCAAACAUGAACCUGGACGUACCGGUGCUUUACACUAAACCGAAUUGCGGUACCAUUUUGUGGAAAAAUUGUCGAGUAGACAUAGAUGGGGACAUUUUUAAAAACAUCGAAUUAUUUUUUAAAUUUUAUUAUUUUAUUAAUGUCACAUCGCAAUUGGCUGAUAAGCAAUUUUUUUUAUUUAUAAUGGCAAGAUUGUUUGGCGUUGGAAAUUUUUCCACCACAGGAGAGAAGUUUAUUAGAAGCCUGCAGUAAAAAGCCCAUAUUCA
Molecule: messenger RNA, 1752 nt
Organism: Wyeomyia smithii (pitcher-plant mosquito)
Lineage: Eukaryota; Metazoa; Arthropoda; Insecta; Diptera; Culicidae
Exons: 7
Coding region: 1067-1738 (223 amino acids)
Source: RefSeq, a predicted model, not a curated record